Messenger RNA from Bipolaris maydis ATCC 48331, 1809 nucleotides. RefSeq lists its product as uncharacterized. The record is from RefSeq and is a predicted model, not a curated record. NCBI's taxonomy places the organism in Eukaryota, Fungi, Ascomycota, Dothideomycetes, Pleosporales, Pleosporaceae. Gene Ontology annotation, molecular function: flavin adenine dinucleotide binding; oxidoreductase activity, acting on CH-OH group of donors.
AUGUUUUCCAUGUCAGUCUUGAGUCUCGUUGCUGGGCUGGGCCUAGUAUUCUCAGCCAAUGCUGUUCAAUGCUCGGUACGAGCUAGUGACUUUGAUUUUAUAGUUGUUGGCGGCGGCACAGCUGGUAUCGCAUUAGCCGCUCGCCUGAGUAAAGGCCUUCCAGAACAUUGCAUAUUGGUCAUUGAAGCCGGUCCUGAUGGACGUAAAGAAGAACGAAUAUAUGUCCCAGGGCUGAGAGGCACUACCUUUGGCUCCGCAUACGACUGGAGUCUUCCAACUGUACCUCAGACUGCAGCAAAUAACCGGACCAUUGGACAUAACCGGGGGAAAGUUCUCGGUGGCAGUUCUGCCCUCAAUCUUCUUGUCUGGAACCGCGCUACUGUCAAAGAGUAUGAUGCUUGGGAGAAGCUGGGAAACCCAGGCUGGGGGUGGAGUAGCAUGUAUCCUGCGAUGCUCAGGACAGAAAAUUUCCAGCGCCAAAACGGGUCGCCGCAAUAUGGCAAUGACGGCGUAGGAUAUGGCGGCCCAAUCCAGGUCGCUUUGACUGAGGAUCCACCGCCUCAUCUCCAGGCUUGCAUACCGACCUUGGCCAAUCUUGGGAUCAAGGAGAAUCUGGCAUCGUUGAACGGGAACAACUUGGGUACCAUGUAUCAACCAGCAACAUACCGUGUGUCUAGUCAUACACGGUCUUACUCGGUGGACUAUCUCCCUUUAGCUGGCAACAACCUGGUAUUCAUGUUCAACACAACUGUCCACAAAGUACAGCUUACAAAAAGUAGCUCCACAGCAAUGGGAGUCGUCCUCUUAGACGGUACCUUGAUCAAAGCAGCCAAAGAAGUCAUUCUUUCAGCUGGUAGCUUGCUGUCUCCCAAAAUACUAGAACUUUCCGGUAUUGGCCAGAAAACUAUACUAGACAAGGCCGGCGUAAAACAGCUCGUCAACCUCCCUGGUGUGGGCGAGAACCUCCAGGACCAUCUCCGUAUCCAAACUACAUACGAACUAAAGCCUGAAGUUCCUGGCGUGGACAUUUUAAAAUACAACGCAACCCGAGCAGGCAUAGAAUUGAAUCUAUGGAGACAAAACAAGACUUCACUCUACCAAUACGCCGGCAGCUGCUACGGCUUUCUAAAAUGGAACCAAGCACUCGGCAGUGACGAAAAGCUGCUCCAACUCGCCAAAUCAUCAGCCAACGCAUCUAACCCCAUCGACCAAAAGAAACUCGCCCUCCUAACCGACCCCGAUUCCGGAACCCCCGAUCUCGAAGUCAUCUUUGGAGACGGCUACAUAGGCACGACCGGGUACCCGAAGAAUGGAACAGCCGGUUACGGCAAGCAAUACGCUACACUUCUCGCAGGGGUCCAGCAUCCACUCGCCAGAGGAUCCGUACACAUUAACGGCUCGGAUCCUGCGAACAAGCCGCUUAUUGACCCGAGGUAUCUUGGAACAAAGUAUGAUAUCAAAGCGCUUGUAUCUGCAGCAAAGUACACGCGUAAAAUGGCGAAUACGGCACCGUUUAAGGAUCUCUGGGUUUCUGAAUUUGAUCCAGGUCUGAGCACCCAGACGGAUGAGGAGUGGGAGACGUAUAUCCGAAAUAACGUCUUCACCUUCUAUCAUCCGCUGGGUACUUGUGCUAUGUUACCGAAGAAGGAUGGCGGUGUGGUGGAUCCACAGCUUAGAGUGUAUGGGGUCAGGAAUUUGAGAGUUGUGGAUGCGAGUGUUAUCCCCAUGAUUGUUUCGGCGCAUAUUCAGACUGCAGUGUAUGGAAUUGCGGAGAGGGCAGCUGAGAUUGUGGUUGAGAAGUAUCGAUGA